Molecule: messenger RNA, 510 nt
Organism: Trichomonas vaginalis G3
Lineage: Eukaryota; Parabasalia; Trichomonadida; Trichomonadidae
Product: calcium ion binding
Exons: 1
Coding region: 1-510 (169 amino acids)
Cellular component (GO): cytoplasm
Molecular function (GO): calcium ion binding
Source: RefSeq, a predicted model, not a curated record
AUGUCUGCACGCAAACCAGCAGCUCGCACAUCUGCUCGUCGCCAAGGCCGUCCACGCGUUGAGCUCACAGAAGAUCAGCGUCUUGAAAUCAAGGAAGCAUUCGACAUUUUCGACUCAGACAAGUCUGGAUCUAUCGAUAAACAUGAACUUCGUGUUGCUAUGCGCGCUAUGGGAUUUGAUGUUUCAAAGAACGAAAUCCUCGAAAUUAUGGAAAAUAAGGAUCCAGAUAACACCGGAUCCAUCAACUUCCAAGCAUUCCAGGAAGUUGUUGGAGAUAAAAUGGCACAGCGCGAUCCAAUUGAGGAAAUCAGAAAGGCAUUCGCUCUCUUCGAUGAUGAUCAUACAGGAAAGAUUAGCAUAAAGAACCUUAGACGUGUUGCUCGCGAAUUAGGCGAAGCAAUGACAGAUGACGAGCUCCAGGCUAUGAUUGAUGAGUUCGAUACCGACAAGGAUGGAUAUAUUAGUGAGGCCGAGUUCAUCGCUAUCAUGGAUCCAACCCAAUCCGUUUAA